UCGAACAAUCUCGGCGAAUCCCUCAACGAACCUUAAUUUAAUUGUUUUUUGUUUUUAUUUUACGUUGACAUUACUUGCCUGCAGUGCGUGUUUGUGUAUCUCAAGAACUUUAACCAGAAAAUGCAACAUCGGCAUCAACUUCUGGGCCUGGCACUCGUGGCAGUGGCCAUAGCCUCCCUGCCCCAACUGGUUGCAGGUAAAAAGAUCGAGAAGCGUUGUCUCAACUGCUCGUACCGCACGUAUUACACAUACGGCGACGGGCGCGCCCUGCAGCGGGUGGUCUAUAGGGAUCCGGUCUACACACGUGCACAGUCUUAUGGCUGCAGCGGCAGUCCCUGUGGAGUGAACGCCGUCUGCCAGGAGGCCUCCGGCGGUAGGCCGGUCUGCUCCUGCCCGCCUGGGUUCAGCGGCAAUCCGCUGACGCACUGCAAUCGCGGCGAGUGCCUGGACAAUGUCGACUGUCGCGGUGACCUGCAGUGCAAGGACAAUCGGUGCGUUAAUCCCUGCGUUGGCGCCUGCGGCAUUGGCUCCAACUGUGACGCCCGCAACCACGUGGCUGUGUGCAGCUGCCCUGCGGGCUACAAUGGCGACCCAUACCAUGCCUGCCACCUCAAUGAUCCAGAGGAACAGUGCCACCCCAGCCCCUGCGGCGUCAACACCAAAUGCGAGAUCAUCAACGGUGUGCCCACCUGCUCCUGCGUCCACGGCUACCUGGGCAAUCCGCUCAGCGGCUGCCGGCACGAGUGCGAAUACGACGGCGACUGCAGCAGCCGGGACAUGUGCAGCAACUUCAAGUGCGUACCCUCUUGCGGACAGUGCGGCACCGGUGCCACCUGCCGGACGGUGGCCAACCAUCGGGCUGUGUGCGAGUGCCCAAAGGGUUACAUUGGCAGCCCGUACACCGAAUGCCGGCCAGAGUGUUACGGCGACUCGGAUUGUCCGGCCGGAAGGCCCGCCUGCUUCUAUGGCAUUUGCAAGAAUACAUGUGAGGGAGCCUGCGGCGUUGGCGCCGACUGUAACCUGCGGGGUUUGACGCCCGUCUGCAGCUGUCCCCGCGACAUGACCGGCGAUCCCUUCGUCCGCUGCCGACCCUUCACCAAGGAGGACCUCUGCGACCCGAAUCCGUGCGGCACCAAUGCCAUCUGUGUGCCUGGCCACGACAACACAGGCCGAGAGCGGCCCGUCUGCAACUGCCUACCCGGUCACACAGGCAACCCGCUGAGCCACUGCAGCCGGGGUGAGUGCCUGAGCAACAACGAAUGUCCCGACCAUCGGGCCUGCAUCAACUACCAGUGCAUCGAUCCCUGCAUCGGCAAGUGUGCCACGGGCGCCAGCUGCGAGCCCAAGGCCCAUUUGGCUGUCUGCCGCUGUCCGGCCGGGCAGUCGGGCGACGCCCUUGUCUCCUGCCGCCAGACGCGCACCUUCCCGGUGGCCAAGUACCACUGAGCAGAAUGCAGAGUGGAGGAGCCACUGCAGCCGCACUGCCUGCCAGUCCCAGUCACUUUUCCAUCCCUGUCUGACCUUCCCCCCUUUAUGUUUCUCUCUUUCUUGUACUAGUCGUUGAUUAACCUCGAUAUUCUGCUCAAAAAAAAAAAAAACACCGAAAAAAAUAUAUAAUACAAAUUUAAAUAA
Messenger RNA from Drosophila kikkawai, 1632 nucleotides. RefSeq names its product asperous (gene aspr). The record is from RefSeq and is a predicted model, not a curated record. NCBI's taxonomy places the organism in Eukaryota, Metazoa, Arthropoda, Insecta, Diptera, Drosophilidae.